CAUCAAUAGCCCGCCUGGCCGCCCGACGAACACCUUGCUGAAUGCACGCCGGCGUGGAGCAGUGAGGGUUCAGCCAACUGCUCUGUACACGGCCGAGAUGGCACAAGGGGCUGAUUGUAUCGAAACUUCGAAGAGGCGCGCCGGGGACGAGCCUGCUGCGGCUUCAGAAGGGCAGGACGGCAGCGACCCUGUGGAAACAGGAACGGGCGAUGUCGUUGACGCAGCAGCUGGUGAUCAUGCACAGCCGACAACCGCUGAACAAGAGGCGAGCAACGCCCUGGUUGACGGAGCGCAGGAGGGGACCACGAGCCAAGGCAUGUAUGCACUAUCCGACAGCGUGAACGUGAAGAAGUGCGUAAACUACGUGUUCGCGGCAGACGCGCCUGCCUCCAGAGCGAAAAGCUGCAGGCGUCCUCGCCCCACGACCGCAGCCGAACGCGCCCUGAAGAAAGUAGUGGAUGACGAUUCGCCUCUUUUUCUGACGCCCAUGUUCCAUGGCGCAAGUCAGAAGACCAAAACGCUGCUCUACCGCGCCAUGACGGACGAAAUUGCGCUAGCGGAGGACAUUGUGCCCGUAACGCGUGACCAAGACCGAUCCCCUUCCUUACUGAUCUUACUAUCGGGCGUGAUCGAAGUGCAAAUUUGCGGGCAGGUACGCAGCUAUUUUCAGUUUUUGCCGAGAAGCACAUCAUGAGGAGGCAUGAGGAUAUAUAUAAAACUGUAUGCACAACAAAGACAAAAACUUUUCAUGUAUCUCCGCGAUCGUUGAACAAGAACUCAUUUCUUCAUGUCGGCGGUUUUCACACAGGUCAUACGACGGAUGUUACAAACGGCCAUCUCUGUUAACGCAAUCUGGGGGAAAAUCUUCCAAGAACCUUCCGGAAUGUUUCCAGCGCCCCAACUUUUCAGGGCGUCAGUAGAUUGCAAACUGAAGGGCGCCCCAUUGCGCUUGCGGUGGCCUGGGCCGCAUCUAUAUUACGGCGGUGAAUAAUCUGACGCACAGCAUUCCGCCGGGCUCAAUUUUUGAGC
Messenger RNA from Amoebophrya sp. A120, 1029 nucleotides. The record is from the annotation of a GenBank genome assembly. NCBI's taxonomy places the organism in Eukaryota, Dinophyceae, Syndiniales, Amoebophryaceae.